UUCCAUAGUAUUUCCCCCCCAUAAUAUGGAAGUCUAUGGGGACCAGCAACUGUUUGGUUACUAACAUUCUUCAAAAUAUCUUCCUUUGUGUUCAUCAGGAAAAAGAAACUCAUACAGGUUUGAUGACAGAGUUUUCAUUUUUGGGUGAACUAUCCCUUUAACUGAUAUGAGGUCAUAAAAACAUCAUCUCUAAUAAUUUGACCAAAGAUAGAAAUAGUUUAAAUCUGUUGCAGACAAAAAUGUCACAAUGUCACAUCAUUGGACGCCCAUGUCAAUGCUUGAAAUUUCCUGUCAACCACCCAAAAACUAAUUCGAUCAACCUAAAUAUAAUUAGAAUUGGCAUGUUUCUCCUUAAAAGUUCCUCCCAGCCCAGCUAUUUAGGGAUCACAUUUACACAAGCACACAAAAAAUGACCAAACAGCAAUACACUGAGUUUGGAGAUUAGAAAUUGUGGCCCUGUCUUAGAGGAUCAGCUUAAGGGAUAAAUCUCAGACACAGACCCACUUCAGAUCACUCACCAAACGCGUUCAGGACCUGCAGCUCCAGAGCCAAGAAGGGAAAAGCAAUUGUUUACAAAACAUCUUCACAGAAUCACUCAGGAGGCAAAAACAAUGUUUGAGUUCUUGAGUAACGAUUGUUCGUGGACGUGCUGCUUGAGUGCGUUUGUGGUGCUGUGGGUUCUGGUGUGGUUCUACCGGGACAACCUUGAGAUUUCCAAGGUCUCAGAGAAGCACGUCUUUGUGACCGGUUGUGACUCUGGUUUCGGACACCUACUGUGUAAACGCCUGGACAAACGUGGUUUCCGCGUCCUAGCCGGGUGUCUCACGGAAAAGGGCGCGGACGAUCUGAAGAGGGCGACGGGACCUUUCCUGAAGACCUGCAUCUUGGACGUGACCAGCACAGCCAGCAUUCAGAAGGCUGUGGAAUGGACCAAAAAAGAAGUUGGAGAUAAAGGACUUUGGGGUUUGGUGAACAAUGCCGGACGUGCUCUUCCAAUGGGACCAUCUGAGUGGAUGAAAAUCGAAGACUUUGAAAGCACGCUUAAAGUCAACAUGAUUGGUGUGAUCGAGAUGACCAUGAACUUCUUCCCUCUUGUGAAAAAGGCCCGUGGAAGAGUGGUGAACGUGGCGUCAGUGUUGGGUAGAGUGGCAGCCAAUGGCGGCGGUUAUUGCAUCUCGAAGUUCGCGGUGGAGAGCUUCUCCGACUGUCUCAGGAGGGACAUCCAGAAUUUUGGGGUCAACGUGUGCAUCAUCGAACCUGGUUUCUUCAAGACGCAGGUGACCAGCUUGGAGCCCAUCGAGAGGGAACUUCAUCGCCUCUGGGACCAACUGACCCCUGAAGUGAAAGAGAGUUACGGAGACAAAUACUUGGAUAAAUACAUCAAUAUCCAGAGGCUGAUUAUGAACACCAUAUGCGACUCUGACCUCAGUAAAGUGACCAACUGCAUGGAACACGCCCUGCUGGCCGCCCACCCAAGAACACGCUACAGUGCAGGCUGGGAUGCCAAGCUCCUGUGGAUCCCCUUGUCUUAUAUGCCCGCUUGCUUUGUAGAUAUUGCGCUGAAGCUGGUGAUGCCAAAGCCAGCAAAAGGUGUCUAGAUUUAGAGUGUGGUUAAAGGUCAUUUUAGGCUAGAUACUUUUAACUCUUUCCUUUGGUUCCCUU
Messenger RNA from Rhinichthys klamathensis goyatoka, 1662 nucleotides. It is a transcript of the gene rdh5, whose product is annotated as retinol dehydrogenase 5 (11-cis/9-cis). Bases 612 to 1598 code for a protein of 328 amino acids. Gene Ontology annotation, molecular function: oxidoreductase activity. The record is from RefSeq and is a predicted model, not a curated record. The transcript is spliced from 6 exons. Lineage: Eukaryota; Metazoa; Chordata; Actinopteri; Cypriniformes; Leuciscidae.